CUCCGUCUGGCUGCAGAGCUCUUAUAGCCCGGGGUCAGUGCUGGGGAAGCGGAGUGUCUGGAAGCAGCAUGUCCCCUGCCGGCGUUAUCCUGGGAGUGUUCUCUCUGCUCUGCAUCGCCGGACACACCGCAGCCAGAGCCAGACCCCGUCCGGACAUGUUCUGCAUAUUCCAUGGGAAGAAGUAUGGAGCAGGAGAGAGCUGGCACCCUUACCUGGAGCCUCAGGGUCUCGUGUACUGCAUCCGCUGCACCUGUUCUGAGGGCGGAAGCGUCAGCUGCUACAGGAUAAAGUGUCCAGUCCUUCAUUGUGUCCACACAGUCACUGACCCCCAGCAGUGCUGCCCGCGUUGUGUAGAGCCGCACUCUCCCUCCGGACUACGCGCUCCAGCCAAGGUGUGCCAGCACAACGGGACAACCUACCAGCAGGGCGAGAUGUUCACCACCCACGAGCUGUUCCCGUCCCGGCAGUCCAACCAGUGUGUACAGUGCAGCUGCUCAGAUGGUCAGAUUUACUGCGGUUUGGUGACCUGUCCAGAGCUGGUGUGCGCCUCUCCUCUCACCGUGACGGAUUCGUGCUGCCCGGUGUGCCGAGAUGGAUCCCAUGAGCGCUCGGUGGAAGAGGAACCCCUGCAGUUAAACAGAGGUGUUAGACACUCACACGAGCAGUGUCUGAGCGACCUGCUGAACAAGAAAUCGCUGGGGGCAACAGAAUCCACAGCCAUCAGCUCCUCCCUGGGGUUCAACCCACGCAGCUUCAAGCAGAAAGGAGGUGGCGGGGGGACGACUGUGAAAAUACUCAUGAAAGAAAAGCACAAAAAGGCCUGUAUAUAUAACGGUAAGACUUAUUCCCACGGAGAGGUCUGGCACCCGGUGUUCCGAGCCUUUGGCGCAAUCCCAUGUAUACUGUGCACGUGUAAGGACGGCAACCAGGACUGUCAGCGAGUGACCUGUCCGGAGGAAUAUGCGUGUGAGCACCCGGAGAAGGUGGACGGGAAGUGCUGCAAGAUGUGCCAGGAGGACAAAGUCAAACCCACCACGGAGGUCACCAUCACCAGGUGCCUUAAAAACCCAAACAAGAUCCUGGUCUACAUGUACAUGUCCCCCAGCACGGGGAGCCAGAAGGAAAACCUCCGCAAAAUCGCCAUCGAGAAGGAAGCGUCGGAGGACGUGGAGAUAUAUGUCUGGAAGAUGGUGAAAGGGAUAUUCCAUCUAAUCCAGAUUAAGAAGGUGGCAAAACAGGACUUCAAACAAGAGUCGGAGCACUUCCGUCUGGUGACCAGAACUAGUGAAGGUCAGUGGAACAUCUUCAGGCCCCAGCCUCCUGAUCUGAACAUGACGGAGAUCUCCGAGAUACAGACUGAGGCCUUGUAGCGGGUACAGGAACCUCCACCAACGCCAGACAGCCCAGAAAUGAAGAGAUGAGAAAUGCUACUGCCAAAAGAUUACCCAAUGCGACAUGCCAGGCGGUCAGACCCCAGAGAGACAGAGAGGCUGCAGCGCAACAAGAUGGCUGCCGUCCUGACACCGGGUCACUUUACCAGAGACCAAAAGGGACUGCGGUCCAGCCAGAUACUCUGGGAGUAAGAGGAUGGUGUUACUGGAAACAGUCCGUGCCCCCUGCAAUGUGUGCCCUCUCCAGAUCUUCCUCCUCCGGUGUGGGGGUGGGGGGGGGACACCUUUGCUUCUAUUGACUUCCUGCUGAGCUGGAAUUGGGAGAUAUAAAUAUUUAUACAUAAUGCAAUUGUGCUCAUCGUAACGCGUCUCCACGCAGAGCGCACAGCAGGUUCCAGCGGCGGGACCCUGACCGCGCACUUCCCAGUGGCGCCCUUACCUUAUGGUGCUCAACUAAAGCGACCUACUAAUGUCUUAGCCACACAGCCGUGCCUUUGUAAAUAAGGUGAAGUUACCGUCUCUCACUUCACGCGCAGUAUCCGCUUAUCGCAGAAUUAUAACAUUACCUUCCCGCGGGGAAACCCAACACAAGAACGUUAUCGCCCGCCUGAUAUUAAUACCGCACACACUAACGCUCAGUAUAGAUGUAUGCUGCACUGUAUUGAUUAUCAAGCACAAAAGAGACCUUUACUGAGGCUGUGAGAGUCAUUGCCAGCAGUACGCCCCAUAAUAUAAUAUAAUAGAACCUUCUCUCCUGCCAUAGGACAGCACAGUGGCCACCUUAAAAUGAGUGUAAAUAAAGUGUGUCUGUUCUUUUACCAGGCUCGGGACAUAUAACGGAUAUAAUAUCUGACUGGUUUUCAUAACGGACGGAUGGGGCCCUUCAAAUGAAAAUACGUUCUCAAAACAUAUUUUCCCCAUUGGUCCCUCUUUAUAAAAGUACCAAACAUUGGUGCAGGGUAUGUUGGUAUGUUCUCAUAUGCUUUUAUGUUCCAUCAAAGCGAUUAUAUCGGGUCAUUGAUGUAUGUGACAUAUACUGUAUUAUGCUAGGAUCACAGGGGAUGCGGGGGCUGUGUUGCCUUCGGUAGUGGGCCAGCAGUCAGCGUGCGGUGGUGUAGAGGGGUCCGGGUUACCCCCAGAUCAUCUCAUGGUGGUCGUUCCUAGUGUGUGGGUGGAUCUAAAUUUAUGGGUUUUGAUUAGACAAGAUUGAAUCAAGGAAUACACUAGCUGCCUCUUAUCUAUUAUACUGGGUGAUAAAUGUGGGUGUCCCAGUCUUGGUACUUAGCCCAAUUCAUCAGGAUGGCAAAGAGCCCCAGUGAUAGCCUAAGGGAUGGGGGGGGGGGAGUUAGGGGGUCUCCUACUGCCUCGAGCCAUGCACUUCUGAUCCCCCUGUAAAAGUAAUAUUAUUACGCGUAGACCCGUGGGUGCCCUUCUUCAGGAGACCUAAUAAUGGAUAUGCUCUAAGGGUAGUUGAUUUACUUAACACCGAUCAAUGAUUUAUGUUGUGGAGAAGACUUUAUAAGAUAUAUGUCAGCCUCUAGAGAGUAACCAAGACGUGAUUUCCUGCGGAAGCAAUGGCCGUUCUGACAUCCAUGCAAAGCACUGUAACAUUUAAAAAAUACAAAUCUAUAAAGGUUCUCUGUAUAUGCCACACUUCAGUACAGCGCACAGCGAGAAUCCCCCACGGUUUUGGAGACCAACAGUUGUGUCUGGAGCCUGGGUGCCCCUGGAUAAAGUCAUGCUAGUGUGUUCUUCAUUGCUGUACAGUGUCCCAAGCUCAGAUGUAUAUGUGUAACCAACAUCACCUACUACAUUAUACCGGUGGGAGAGGGGGACUUCCUGAGGGAGAGGCGGCUGCAGGAAAGUCCAGGUGGAGACGUAGGUGACGCCACUGGCCGCUGUGCUGGAUUUCCAGUCUUUUAGAAAACAAACUGUGCCUAGCCGACCUUGACAAAGCAAAUCUAUUUAUUUUGAUAUCUAUUUCUGUCUGAAAAGAUCUAAUUAAAAUAUUUUCUGAAUAAUUUUUUUUCUCGUUUAUGAAUGUUGUGUUUGUCUAAAGGAUUUAUAA
Molecule: messenger RNA, 3459 nt
Organism: Pseudophryne corroboree (corroboree frog)
Lineage: Eukaryota; Metazoa; Chordata; Amphibia; Anura; Myobatrachidae
Gene: CHRDL2
Product: chordin like 2
Exons: 11
Coding region: 69-1370 (433 amino acids)
Biological process (GO): cell differentiation; negative regulation of BMP signaling pathway
Molecular function (GO): BMP binding
Source: RefSeq, a predicted model, not a curated record